Solenopsis invicta (red fire ant) is the source of this 4529-nucleotide messenger RNA. RefSeq names its product palmitoyltransferase ZDHHC5-B (gene Zdhhc8). The transcript has 9 exons. NCBI's taxonomy places the organism in Eukaryota, Metazoa, Arthropoda, Insecta, Hymenoptera, Formicidae. Gene Ontology annotation, molecular function: palmitoyltransferase activity. The record is from RefSeq and is a predicted model, not a curated record. Gene Ontology annotation, biological process: protein palmitoylation. Bases 375 to 2375 code for a protein of 666 amino acids.
GCGCUGCCGCGCGAGAUCAGCGAGAGAGCGCGAGAAUCGCGAGAUGCGUUGCACGCUAUAUAUGUAUGUCACCGAGGUGGUGUGCUCGUCGCUCGGAUAUCCGUAUACGCGAGCUGGCCUUUAAAUAUUGCUAGAGCGCCGCCGACGUUUCGGGAUGACACGCGAGUGAGCGGAACCGGCGGCCCGAUCGGUGUGUUGCGUUGUGAACGCUCGUACGGCAGCUAGAAUGCGCGGUCACCCUUGCCGCGGUACGACGUACGUGUCGCAAGUGAGUCGAGCUCGCGAUGGACGCGGCCAUGUUUCCUGCUAGCAGAAAUCCUGUCCAUUAGUGACUCGCGCUGAUCGUGUGCCACCGGAAGAGCGGAGCGUGCAGAAUGCCGAAAUGCGAUGUGAAGACGAGGUAUCUACCAGCUACGUUCGCGUGGAUGGUUCUACUCGUCACCACGGCGCUCUUCUUCAUCUUCCCGUGCUCGAACUACUAUGUCUAUCAAUGGGGCUUGUGGGUGCCAGCCCUGCAAGGAGUCAUCACCUUCUUCGUGGUGAUAAACUUCUCGCUGGCGACGUUUAUGGACCCUGGUGUUAUACCAAAAGCACCUCCUGACGAAGACCGAGAGGAUGACUUCCGAGCUCCGUUGUACAAGAGCGUGGAGAUCAAUGGCAUUACUGUGCGCAUGAAAUGGUGCGUCACCUGUAAGUUUUAUCGACCUCCACGUUGCUCACAUUGCAGUGUCUGCAAUCAUUGUAUCGAGACGUUCGACCAUCACUGCCCAUGGGUAAACAACUGCAUUGGUAGAAGGAACUACAGAUACUUCUUCUUUUUUCUUUUGUCACUCAGUAUACAUAUGAUCAGUAUAUUUGGGCUCUGUCUAUAUUACUUACUGCAGCAUAAGGAACAGCUGAGCGAAGUUAAUACUAUUGUUGCACUCGUACUCAUGGGAGUGGUAAUGCUCCUAUUCAUUCCAAUUAUUGGACUGACUGGCUUUCACGUGGUCCUCGUUUCCAGAGGACGUACUACGAACGAACAGGUAACAGGCAAAUUUAAUGGAGGCUACAAUCCUUUUUCUCGUGGAUGUCUGCGCAACUGCUGUUAUACACAAUUUGGACCACAAUACCCAAGGUAUUGCAAGGAGCCAAGCUUACUUAAGCCUGAUAAGUAUUCAGGGAAGCGACGUGGAGCGUGUGCGUCUGAGAUAUCUACUAUAGGCAGUGAGAACCAGGUAAAGACCUACAUGGAUAGCAGCAAUGGUGUUAGAAAUGCCAGUUCAAAUGCUUACAAUAAGUUAUCUCCUGGACGAGACGGAUCGGAUACAGAUAUGGAACCGACGGCGUCUCAGUCCGCGGACUGCGAACCUACGCCACCGUUGCAGAGACACGGUUCCAAAAGCAACUUCUUCCUGCCACCUGUGGAGAACAACGAAUCUCCCAGGCAUCCUCCGCCGUUGCAGCAUCGCCAUCCAAUACAUUAUCCUAAAGGCAGUCCACAUCCAAGGCCAAGAGGGAUGAAUGGAUCUCGAAGUCAUACACCCGAUCCGUUGUCACCGGAAACGAGUGGUUCGCCUGCCACGGUCCCUCAACGUCAGGGCGGCGCCAGUCCGACGAUGCAACAACGUAUCAAAGCUAUUGGAGUACCUACUCCACUUGCCAUAUCCAGUCCUAUACGAAGAUCAAACCCAGGUACACCGACGCAGGUUCGUCGGCCGGAUUUCAUAGGCGUGAUCGAAACGCCGACGUAUUACGAUGUACAGCAGGGAAACAAUAUGGGAGUCGGCGUUCCCGGUUCCGUCAUUACUGGCUACAGCCCGCAGCGACGUUUCCUGUCGGAGAGCGAGCUUGUGCGACAGGGCACCGAUCAUCCGUACUCGAGAACCAACAACACGGUAGAUAACAUACGCGAACUGGCAGGUUCGCCGCAGCGCGGUGUUUACAUGUGGAAAGACAAUUCUCCUGGCAGCUAUCCAGGUCCACCUCCUGGAGGAGCGGUGAGCGGCGUGCCGCAUCAGUCGCCCUCUCAUCGACCCCCGCCGUACGACUAUUACCGCUCCAAUCCCACGAGUCCGACUCAGCAGUCGCAGUACGCGACAAAUGCUCCCAAGGCAGCGUAUCAUCCAGCCCUGAGAGGUGGAGUGCCAGUCUUCCCGCCGCAUCAACCGCACCAGUCGCCGCAAGUUAAGCGAAAAGCGACUACGAUGGCAACACCCACCACACCGACUUCAGGAGAUGCACGGCGUCGACCGAUGUCCUUCGUCAGAGCCUUGGAGAUGACCGACUCCAUGGAAAUGGUUUCGGCGCCCAACGACUCGAGAUCACAGAGACCAACUACACCCACACCGGACCGCGCGAGCGUGUACGAUAUGAACUAUGAAAUAUCCGUAUAGCCCACCUUUCCGAUCUCCGCACCAUCCUGCGGCUGGACGGAGAUUUUACGAAAGCCGCCGAGUCUACAUGUCUUACGCUCCACUGAGGAAAGGAUAUAUGCCGUUUAUGAGAUAUCCGUCUGAAUUCUUUCGUGAUGUAAUUACGCGCGUUUAACAUUGCACGUGAGCGGUAAACGCAAAUCGCGACUGGUUCUUCAGUUUAUCGCCAUGGGAUUAUUCUUACGAAUAUGAGCAUUGGACUUGCCACAGCAUUCAGGAUACACGCGAUGUGCACAUCUGAUAAAUUGCCAUCAGUGAUAUAUAUUGUAUAUGCGUGUGUGUGUAUAUGUGUGUAUGUGUGUGUGCGUGUGUGGGUAGGUGUUUUCGCGCGCGCGAAUCGUGUCGCGAUUGACAGUACACAGCAUUCAUUCUCGGCGAGAAAGUCGGUCCGUCGACGCAUUUAAUUCGUUAGGAAUUUAUAUGAAGCAGUAAAUGUACGACGAAUCUUUAUUUCUCCAAUUCUUCCUUCGGCACUGGAAUCUUAUGGUACGACAGUAGAAAACCUGCAUUUUACGCAAGUUGAACCAACGACAUGCAAGUGUCUUGUCGCAUUAAUAAUAUCAUUGAUUUAAUCGUUAAUGAAAAAAUAGAUUCCAUAUGCGUAGCAGCGAAGUAUGUUCGUUAUGUUAAGAGUAACAGCGUUCGGCCCGACUGACGAUCCGAAUUAAUGAGUCACGGAAGUGUCAACGAAAGUAUAUCCCGAGCGCACAGAAAUUGACCUUUAUUGGAACCAUCACCGAUAUUCGGUCCUCUCGCUUGACAGAAGUAAUUAUAUUUUUUAGUACACAUUUAAGGUCAGUUUAGAUUUUUAUACAAUGACACCGUGACUCAUCCUCCUAUAGAAUACAAUGUUAAUCCAAUGUCAUCCUUUUCUUUCUCUUUUUUUCUUGUUCAUAUCUCCAUUGCCGAUAAGGUACAUGAUUUGAUAAACGAAAGAAGCACUAGGGAUCACUUUAUAAUUAUCCUUAUUAACUCUUCAAACACCAGAGGAGUCCAUUGAAAAUGGAAAAAAAGGGAGUUACUUAACCAACUUAAGUCAUUAUCGGGAAUAGAAUAACAAAUCUGUGUAAAAUAAUCGUGGAAUAUGUAGCAAAUUUUUAAUAUACAUAUUUAACAAUAUUUAUACGUAAAUGAUAAAAAAAUAUAAGACUUUAUAAUUUGACUUGUUUGUUAUAAAUGAUGAUUUUAUCGAUGUGCCCACUAACAUAUUUUAUUUCUAUAUAAAGGGUUUGCAGAAGAGAAUGUGAGAAAAAGAAAAAGGUACGAGUGUAUAAAAAAUAAUUAAUGUGUGAAUAAGAGGAAUGCAUUUUUAGAAGAGUGAAAAGUACAGUUCUAGUUUUCUUAAAUGUAUACAGGGGUGGUUGUUCAUAAUAUAUGCGCGAACGUAAAAUAAAAACUAUUUUGAUUUUGUUAAAAAAAAAACAGAGAAAUAAUUGUAAUAUACACAUUACACAUAAAUCCAUUUGCUGCAUCCAUCGCCGUUAUUAAAUUUGUGAUAUACAUCCCGCUUUUGAAAUUGCAUGAUGGUUUCUCUAUCGUGUAUGUGUAUAGAAGCCAAUAAUUAUCGGCUAUAAUUACAUUGCUACAGAUUGCAACGCAAUAUUAAUUUUGUGUAUACGCCCGAUUCACGAUGGAUGGACGCGGAAUAUCGACUUAGUGUUAUACGACACAUAUCAUUUUAACGUCAGACAUCGAAUAUUUUUUAGAUUGGAACAAAACAUUGCAUUUGGUAUAACGACUUCUUGAUUAUACGAUGUUAUAACGAGGAUUAUAAGCAUUUCUUCCGUAUCUCUUGAUAAGUUACAUUUAGGAUUUGUUUAACACAGACUCGUUUUGUUUUUAUUAAGAUAACAAACUGUGCCAAAAAUUCCCCAUACUCUUCAAUCAUGUAGUCUUGCUUUAAAUAGCAUUUAAUGAGACAACGGUACAACGUUACGAAUUGACUAAGGUAAUAAUAUGUAAGGUAUGGCGAGUAUUAAGUGUUUAUAAUUCGGUGUACUUGUACAUAAAUAUUGCUCGUUACUUCUAACACUUAAAUGUACAUACAUAUAUCAUUCGGUACUUACGUAUCGCCACAGCAAUGACUACAGAAUAAAAAUCAUGGAACAUAGUAAA